AGCAGAAGAGGAAGCUCAGCGUCAGUGCAGAGACAAAGAGAGAGUCAGUCCGCUCCGUCUCGUAUCAGACUCUUCACGGAGGGAACUGGAUUCCCCGGGAGAGGCGUCUACUUCAGCCUGCCUGGUCCACCAGGGAGCCUUGAUGGACCUCCAUGAUGACCCGGCGGACAUGAUUCUGCGCCCUGCACCUGCGGCACACAGUCCAACAUGAGUCCCUUGUUCGCCCUGCGGGUCUUGUACCUCCUGCUUUUAGUCUUCCAGGCAUCGGUCGCGUCCAAGAACGAGAGGUCACUGGUGCCGAGCUCCGCCUCCCGCCUGGUGGCCAGGAUGGACGGGGACAUCAUCAUCGGCGCCCUCUUCUCCAUCCACCACCAGCCGUCGGCCGAGAAGGUGGCGGAGAGGAAGUGCGGGGAGGUGCGCGAGCAGUACGGUAUCCAGAGAGUGGAGGCCAUGUUCCACACGCUGGACCGCAUCAACUCGGUCCCGCACCUGCUGCCCAACAUCACGCUGGGAUGUGAGAUCAGAGACUCCUGCUGGCACUCCUCCGUGGCGCUGGAGCAGAGCAUCGAGUUCAUACGAGACUCCCUCAUCUCCAUCCGGGACGACAGCGAGGGCGCCAGGUGGUGCGUGGACGGGGCGCCUUCCGGUCAGCCUCCGCCCACCAAAAAGCCCAUCGCGGGGGUCAUCGGGCCCGGCUCCAGCUCGGUCGCCAUUCAAGUGCAGAACCUGCUGCAGCUGUUCAACAUCCCGCAGAUCGCCUACUCGGCCACCAGCAUCGACCUCAGCGACAAGACGCUCUUCAAGUACUUCCUCAGGGUGGUGCCCUCCGACACCCUCCAGGCCCGGGCCCUUGUGGACAUUGUCAAACGAUACAACUGGACCUACGUGUCUGCUGUCCACACAGAAGGUAACUACGGGGAAAGCGGGAUGGAGGUGUUCAAGGAGCUGGCCUCGCAGGAAGGACUCUGCCUUUCGCACUCGGACAAGAUCUACAGCAACGCCGGCGAGAAGCAGUUUGACAGGCUGCUGCGGAAGCUGCGCGAGCGUCUGCCCAAAGCCAGGGUGGUGGUCUGCUUCUGCGAGGGCAUGACGGUACGAGGCCUGCUCAUGGCCAUGAGGCGCCUGGGAGUUGCCGGAGAAUUCCUCCUAAUUGGCAGCGACGGCUGGGCCGACCGAAUGGAGGUGGUGGAGGGCUACGAGCGGGAGGCGCUGGGGGGCAUCACCGUCAAGCUGCAGUCGGAAGAGGUCUCCUCCUUUGACGACUACUUCCUGAAGCUGCGGCUGGCCACCAACAGCCGCAACCCGUGGUUCCCCGAGUUCUGGCAGCACCGCUUCCAGUGCCGCCUUCCGGGUCACCCCCAGGAGAACGGGAAUUACGCCAGGAACUGCUCAGGUUCCGAGCGCCUGGAGGACAGCUAUGUCCAAGACAGCAAGAUGGGCUUCGUCAUCAACGCCAUCUAUGCCAUGGCGCACGGCCUGCACGACAUGCACACCAGCCUGUGCCCCGACGGCCACACGGGCCUGUGCGACGCCAUGACGCCUGUGGACGGCAGCCGCCUGCUGGACUUCCUGCUCAAGACCUCCUUCACCGGCGUCUCCGGGGAGGACAUCUGGUUCGACGAGAACGGGGACUCACCCGGGAGGUACGAGAUCAUGAACUUCCAAAGCGUGAAACCCGGCGCUUACGACUACGUCAACAUCGGCUCAUGGCACGAGGGCGUGCUCAGCGUUGACGAUGAUGCCAUCCAGACGAACCGCAGUGGCGCGGUGCGCUCGGUGUGCAGCGAGCCCUGCUCCAAAGGGGAGAUCAAGGUGAUCAGGAAGGGAGAGGUGAGCUGCUGCUGGAUCUGCACGGCCUGCAAAGACAACGAGUACGUCCAGGAUGAGUUCACGUGCAAGGCCUGCAAGCUGGGAUGGUGGCCCGACCAAGGAUUGGAAGGCUGCGACCCCAUCCCCCUGCGCUACCUGGAGUGGAGCGACCCGGAAUCCAUCAUCCAAGUGGUUUUCUCCUGCUCGGGCAUCUUGGCGACGUCGUUCGUGGCCUUGACCUUCGUGUUGUACCGCGACACGCCGGUGGUGAAGUCGUCCAGCCGGGAACUCUGCUACAUUAUCCUGGCGGGCAUCUUCCUGGGCUACCUGUGCCCCUUCACCCUCAUCGCCCGGCCCACCGUGGCCUCCUGCUACCUCCAGAGGCUGCUGGUGGGCCUGUCGGCCGCCAUGUGCUACUCGGCCCUCGUCACCAAAACCAACCGCAUCGCCCGCAUCCUGGCGGGCAGCAAGAAGAAGAUCUGCACCAGGAAGCCCAGGUUCAUGAGCGCUUGGACCCAGGUGGCCAUCGCCUCCGUCCUGAUCGGCGUGCAGCUCACGCUGGAGGUCACGCUCAUGGUCCUGGAGCCCCCCGAGCCCGUGAGGUCCUAUCCCAGCAUCAGGGAGGUCUUCCUCAUCUGCAACACCAGCAACCUGGGCGUGGUGGCGCCGCUGGGCUACAACGGCCUGCUCAUCAUGAGCUGCACCUACUACGCCUUCAAGACCCGCAACGUGCCCGCCAACUUCAACGAGGCCAAGUACGUGGCCUUCACCAUGUACACCACCUGCAUCAUCUGGCUGGCCUUCGUGCCCAUCUACUUCGGCAGCGACUACAAGAUCAUCACCACCUCCUUCUCCGUCAGCCUGAGCGUGACCGUCGCCCUGGGCUGCAUGUUCGCGCCCAAGAUGUACAUCAUCAUCGCCAAGCCCGAGCGCAACGUGCGCAGUGCCUUCACCACCUCGGAUGCCGUGCGCAUGCAUGUGGGCGACGGCAAGCCGGCGUGCCGGAGCGGCGGCCUGCUGGGCGUGUUCAACAGGAAGAAGGACGCCUGUGGGGGCAGUUCAAAUGGGACGUCUGUGUCAUGGUGUGAACCAGGGGCAAGGCCGCCCCCCCCCAAAGGCCAUCGCAUCUGGCACAGACUGUCGGUUCACGUGAAGAAGCGGGAGGCGGCGUCCAAUCAGACGGCCGUCAUCAAGCCGUUAGCGAGCAGUCGCCGCGGCUCGGCCGGGCUUCCGUUCUCUCAGCUCGGCGCCAAGACUUUGUACAACGUGGUCGAGGAGGACGAGGGCGACGCCGUGACUCCUCCCUCCGUGCGGGCGGAGCUCUAUGCGCCAGGCUGCGUGGUCUCCCAGGAAGUUGUGGCUAAAUUCAACCCUGAGGCUGCGCGUGCCGCGCCCGUGUACCACCAGACCCGCCUCAUCCGGCAGGACCGCCUGCGCUUCUUCGACCGGGAGCCCGCCUCCCUUUUAGGGGAGGACGUGGAGAACGAGCAGUUUGGCCUCCUCCUGGGAUACUCGGACGACGACGGCCUCCGUCAAGACGAGGAGGUCACGCCGGCCACGGGGGCCUCAUUGGCGCUCAUGCCCCCGUCUCCUUUUCGAGAUUUCGCAGCUCCCUUCCCCAAUUCGCCCAUAUCGGAGUCCAUUUUGUGCUCGCCGCUCGAUACGUCGUGCACGUCGGCCGUCCUCCGAGACUUCGGGAAGAGCUCCUCCACUCUGUGAUCCUUCGUGACGCACGCCGCUAAUGCUCCGAUUCAGGGGGGGUCCGAGUUGCUGUUUUUUCAUUGGCGCCUUCUAAAAGUCAUAUUUCACAAUAAAAGUCACAACACAGCGAGAGUGACAUGAAAAUGUCCUCACUUUCCGACAAUAACACGAUGAGGAAAAACAACCUCAGUUGGUUGCAUCACAAAGAAGGCGUGACGUAAUACGAUGACAAACAAUACAUUUGUCAUCUGGGGAGUCAGUUUUUGGAAAUACUCAGACUACGAUGACAAGAAGAAAGCUGAAAUACAGUCAAACCUGUCUUAGCGGCCACCUUUAUAGAACGGCCACCUGCCUAUAGCAGCCACUGAAAAAAUUCUCCCCCCCCCCCAUCAAAUUUACAUGUUAUAGACCCUGUGUAUAGCAGUCACCUGUCCAACGCGGCCAGCGGCCACCCAUUUUGUCUCCCUUGGUCAAUAUCUGACUGCAUAUAGCGGCCAAAUUACCGACUCAAGUAGAAGCUUCAUGCACGAAAAAGUUUCGUUUUUCAAUCAAUGAAGCCGUCGUGUGUAGACUUUAAUUACUGAGUCCUAGCUCAGUCACAAUCAUUCACAAGAUCCACACAAACUGUCAGUUGUUCCACAUAAAAAAGCCGUCUUCUUUGGAGCUUGUUGCAGACAGUGACACCGUUUAUUUCCUGGUGUGCACUGGUCAAUACUGUAAUGCCGCUUGUUGUGGGGAAGGAAAGACUCACGUCACCGAUGCACUUUAAUGGCUUUAUUAACAUCGGAGAACACUGCAGGACUUUACAUCCACGCCAACAUAAACACACUUCCCAACUCUCUCCAAACUCACAGCUAGCACUGAGCCUAGCUCUCCUGCUCGGGACUCCCACCGUCACUUCCCGUCACUUCCUGAUGAACUAAAGCUGUAAUGACACUCUGCCGUAUAAAAAGUAAAAUAUUAAAAACAAGCGUAAGACAUUACUAGCACAGCUUUGUUCUGUGGGUGGUGGAUAUAUUCUAUCAGUUAUUAUUAAGCCUCUAGCUUCCUUUUAGUAAGUAAAAACCUUGGCUAUGAUUGCACUACAUUGUCAUGUAGACCUACAAAGUACACUUGGAAGAACAAGAGGUGAAUAAAUGUAUUGCAACUGAUGUGAAACUGAUGAGGGGUAGGAUUAAAUAAGCUUUGCUUCUUCCUACUCCUUUUUGGACAUGCAAAAUUGUGAAGUGUACUAUGUGAUGUGUUACUGUUUGACUCAUGCAUGUUCAGGAUUAAAACCAUGAACCAUGAUAAUAACAAGCCUAGUAGUGCUGUACAACUUUUAUCAGCAGUCCGCAGUGCCCUCUACUGGUCAACAUUAUUAUUAUUAUUAUUUUCCCUUUUUUUUCCUCUACUGGUCAACAUUCAAACUGGACGCCAACCUGUCUAUAGAGGCCACCUGUCUAUAGCAGCCACUUUUGCAGACUCCCUCUAGUGGCCGCUAUAGACAAGUUUGACUGUACUCGGAAAAUAGUUGUAGAAAACAACAGACAUGUCUUUUUAUGAGAAGGAAGUCUCAUAAAGUGGAAUAAAUGGGAAUAUUAUGAGGAAAAAUGACAUCAUUUUAUAGCAUAAAGUUGAAAUAUUACAGAAAAAAGACCUGUUUUUCUUUAAGUAGUAAUAUUAUGGGAAACAAAAAAACUAAGAAUAAGUUUGCCAUUUUGAGAAAUUUUGAAAUUUGGUUGUGGAAAUAGUUAAUAAUAAUAUAAGAAUAAAGUCAUCACAUGAUGGGAAUAAGUAGUUAUAAUAUUAUGGGAAUAAACAAAAUAACUCUAAUGAACAUAAACUAGUAGUACAAAUAAUCUUAGUCAUGUUAGUAGCAUAAUGUUGAAAUGUGAAAGAAAAAAGAGCUCUUUUUUUUGAAGUUUUAAUAAUGGAAACAAAAAAGUGGUAAUAUUACAUGAAGAAAGUCCAAAUAUUGUCAAAUAGUCCUAAUUCUGAGAAGACAAUGUAAACAAGUUUGUCACUUGGCGUCCCUCCCUGGACAAACCUGUGGACACCCCUGCUGUCUGUCCACUCGCGCAACACAAACAACAACUUUUACUUGAUAUUCUAAUUUUUUGGGUAGUACCUGUAUAUAUCUGUACAUUGAAGUCAUAAUAAAAGACAGUCAAAGAAAGAUGCACCCGGGUGGAACCCGUGAGGCAUCAUUUGGAGCAUGUAGCGUGUAGCUUACAGUACGUCCAUAACGUAAAGCUUGGCAUGAUAAGUGGCCGCUGAGAGAAAUGUUUGCUAAGACGUUUCUGCUACGAGCUAAUGACGUGUUUGUGUUUGUGUCCAGUAGAAAUGAUGUUAAACUACUGUAAUAGCUAAGCUAGCCAAGGCUUGGACGUCGCUCUUCAUUGGUGUUGAAAAUCCCUCCGGUGGGGAAGACGGACGCCACCACCGCGACAAAGCACGUUAGCUUCUGUUGGCUCGCCGUGACAACAACACCGUUGUACGGGAUUGCUAGUCCGACUGUAAUUUGAUAAAAGGACCAGAAAGGACACUGGAGAGCUUAGCGCUUUCCAAGCGUGCUUUAGCGCCACAAGGAUGUGACCGUGUCUUCCUGUCACAGAAGGGCCUUUUCCUUUGGGCCUUUUCUUAAGUGUGAUUUUUUUUCUACGGGCUUGAAAUGCAGCUUGGCUUGUUUUUAGAGUGACACGAGUGUAGCGCCACCUACUGUACAAGGCGUUGCGUGUCACUUGUGGACUGCAUGAUGUCUUCUUGAUACUGUCUACGUCCUCCAAGAGAAGGAGGAGGAAGAAGCACCUCAUUUUAGUCGCAUCACCUUGAAAUAUUCAAGAAAGACGACGUUGUUGUGAGAGACGAAAACAAAAAA
Messenger RNA from Dunckerocampus dactyliophorus (ringed pipefish), 6370 nucleotides. It is a transcript of the gene grm1b, whose product is annotated as glutamate receptor, metabotropic 1b. Gene Ontology annotation, biological process: G protein-coupled glutamate receptor signaling pathway; regulation of synaptic transmission, glutamatergic. Lineage: Eukaryota; Metazoa; Chordata; Actinopteri; Syngnathiformes; Syngnathidae. Gene Ontology annotation, cellular component: postsynaptic density membrane. Gene Ontology annotation, molecular function: adenylate cyclase inhibiting G protein-coupled glutamate receptor activity; G protein-coupled receptor activity involved in regulation of postsynaptic membrane potential. The transcript has 9 exons. Bases 208 to 3528 code for a protein of 1106 amino acids. The record is from RefSeq and is a predicted model, not a curated record.